AUGCAUGACUAUAUCAUAGCCAUAGACUUUGGCACUGCAUACAGUGGAUAUGCCUUCAGUAUGACAUCUAAACGGGCAGAAAUAAAUCCCUACAUGAGGAGGUGGGGUAAUGAACUCGGACUGUACACUCCAAAGACUCCAACCUGCAUUCUGUUCAAUAAAGACAAAGAAUUUAUCAAGUUUGGUUAUGAAGCUAAAAAUGCGUAUGUCAAAAUGCGAGGAGAAGAAGCAAGGAAAAGCUACUUCUUUGAAAACUUCAAGAUGGCGCUCUAUGGAAAAAAACUCAGCAGAGAUGUGGAGAUUAAAGCUGCAAACGGGAAGUCAAUGAAGGCCUUGAAGGUGUUCACUGAAGCUCUGAGAUACGUGAAGGAUGACGCUCUGAGAACCAUCGCAGAGAGCACAGAAGGGAGGAAGUUCAUAGCCUCUGACUUCACCUGGGUGCUUACUGUACCUGCCAUCUGGGAUCCUUCAGCAAAGCAGUUCAUGAGAGAAGCUGCGACUCAGGCAGGAAUCGUUAUAGGAGGAACUCAACACCACCUGAUCAUCGCACUGGAACCAGAGGCAGCCUCAGCCUGGUGUAAGAAGCUGCCAGCUGAUGGCUUCAUCUCUCAGAACCAUGAUGGACGAUCACUGGAUCAGUGUCCAGGAACACAGUUCAUAGUGGUGGACUGUGGAGGUGGAACCAUCGACAUCACAGUUCAUGAAGUCCUGGAUGGAGGAGCCCUGAAGGAGCUGCACAAGGCCUCAGGAAAUGAUUUGGGGGGACAAAGUGUGGACAGGAAAUUCAAAGAGUUCCUCAGAGAAAUCUUUAGUCAUGGUGUCUGGGAUGAAUAUGAAGAAAACUUUCCCAGUGAGGUUCAGAGGAUAAUGUAUGAGUUCACACUUUUCAAAAGAAAAGAUGAUGAUGUUCAGAUAGGGUGUCCAUUUAAUCUGGGAAGACUGGCUCAGAAAAGACAGGAAAUAGAAAGGUUCUUUGAAUCAGUGCGAGGUGCUUCCUGGGAUGAAGGAUCCAUCAAUAUCUCCAAAGAGAGACUGAGGUCUUUCUUUGCUGAGAGUCUGAAGGGCAUCACUGACAGUCUCAGAAAAAUCCUGAAGGAACAUCUACACAUCAAGUACAUUCUGUUAGUGGGGGGCUACGCUGAAAGCCAGAUUCUACGGCGACAUGUUAUUGAUCAGUUUGGUGAUCAGUGUAAAGUCCUGUGUCCUUUUAGGCCCCAGGAAGCGAUCGUGAUGGGAGCUGUGGAGUUUGGAAGAAACCCAGCAGUGGUGGCAUCUCGAAAAUCUGCCUUUACGUACGGGUUUGCAGAUUCAGACAAGUUUGAUCCGUCCAAACAUAAGAAAGAAAAGAAAUCUGUAGUCCAAGGAGAGGAACUUUGUGGAGAUAUUUUCAGAAAACUUGUGGAGAAAGGUGAAGAUGUUGGCUGGAAUGAAACCAGAGAGCUCAUCUUUAAUGUACUGGAAGCUAAAGAAUAUCACACACACGUAAGAAUCAGGUUUUAUCGCACACAAAGAAGAAAUCCUCUGUAUGUGGAUGAAGAGGGAGUGGAGGAAGUCGGUUCACUCAUUGUAAGAAUGCCCACUACACGAGGCAGGAAGCAUGAAGUCAAACUGAACAUCACAUUUGGCUCCACUGAGAUAACAGUCACAGGCACAGGGUUAGUUUAUGGGUCUAAAGAAUCAGCCAUGAUUGACUUCAUGACCAGAUCAUGAAGAUUUGUACAAACACUGAGAAACCAGCAGCUUGUGUCUCCGUGUUCGUCCUGCUAUGGACCAACAACCCUGCCUCUCAUCCAGUAACUGCAACCUAUCCCAUCACCCUACUUUGGAUAACUUUUAUGGA
Messenger RNA from Neolamprologus brichardi, 1840 nucleotides. NCBI's taxonomy places the organism in Eukaryota, Metazoa, Chordata, Actinopteri, Cichliformes, Cichlidae. The record is from RefSeq and is a predicted model, not a curated record.